Mobula hypostoma (lesser devil ray) is the source of this 2033-nucleotide messenger RNA. RefSeq names its product RAS-like, family 11, member B (gene rasl11b). The coding region runs from base 146 to 862 and encodes 238 amino acids. The record is from RefSeq and is a predicted model, not a curated record. The transcript has 4 exons. NCBI's taxonomy places the organism in Eukaryota, Metazoa, Chordata, Chondrichthyes, Myliobatiformes, Myliobatidae. Gene Ontology annotation, molecular function: GTPase activity; GTP binding.
GCGUGUGGUGGGGAUCGUGCUGUGCUGAGGCGGUGGCGGCUUGCGGGAUCACCACUGUAGGUGGUGUUUUCUCAACUUCUCGCCACGAUUUUCGCUCUAGUCUUGCCCCCGGCUGCCCGCCGACUUUCCGUCGCCACCGCUUGAUAUGCGCCUGGUCCAGAGCAUGUCGACGAUUCAGGAACUUGGACCUGCGGAGUACACCCCUAGCAACCGGGUGAUCAAGAUCGCAGUCAUCGGCGGCAGCGCUGUGGGCAAAACGGCUUUGGUGGUGCGGUUUUUAACCAGGAGGUUUAUUGGCGACUAUGAAAGAAAUGCAGGUACAUUAUACUCCAGACAAGUACAAGUAGAUCGAGAGCAACUUGCACUUCAAGUUCAAGACACACCAGGAGUUCAGAUAAAUGGGCAGAGUCUUAGCUGCAACGAGCUGCUUAACAGAUCCAUACAGUGGGCUGAUGCAAUUGUACUGGUCUAUUCAAUCACAGACUACAAAAGUUAUGAAAUGAUCAGUCACCUCCAUCAGCAUGUCUGCCGUGUGCAUCCAGAAAACAGAGUUCCUGUCAUAAUUGUUGGAAACAAGGCUGACCUCCUUCAUGCUAAACAAGUGGAACCUCAUCAUGGCCUCCAAUUAGCAAACAUACUUGGAUGCACCUUCUAUGAGGUAUCUGCCAGUGAAAACUAUAAUGACGUGUACAAUGCAUUUCAUGUGCUUUGUAAAGAAAUUAGUAAGCAACAAAUGAGCAGCAAUGCUGAAAAAAGAAAAACAUCCAUUAUACCCAGGCCAAAAUCACCAAACAUGCUAGAUCUGCGGCGGCGUUUCAAACAAGCUCUUUCUGCUAAAGUACGAACUGCAACAUCUGUUUGAGGCUGACACCUGAAGAUCCUGAUAUGAAGUGCUUAAUCACUUUUUUGUAAAAUACUGUGACAAAUCAACGUGGGUGUGAAAAUCUGGAAAGCCAAGGCUAUACCAGAAACUGAAUGACCUACCCAGAACAGACUGUCCAUUUAAUCAUUCACUUGGAUCUUUGAUCAUUAUCAAGAAGUGAUUUUUGAAAAUGGGUACUUCAGUGAUCACUGCUAUUCUCUUGAACAUGGUGGGACCAGACCAGAAGUAUCUGAAGUUGACUUCUGUGCUCCCUAUUGGGAGCCUUGUAGGUUUUGAUUUUGCAGUGUCUGUCAUGAUUUGUGUAAAAUAUGCACUGAUGCAUGGCCCAGAUGGGACAGAGCGAUUUCAAAUUGGAGUCUUUGUUAAUUCCUUUAAACAAAAAGUAAAUCAGUUUGACUGCUUGGUAGCACAUCAGUUGCUUUGUUUUAUAAUACUGUUUCACAAACUUGAAUGUGUGGACAAUCCUGCUCCUGUGCUGUGGGAGUGCAUGCGAAGAAUUCAAAGACAGCUCUGAUCUUGUACUCCGAAUUGCCCUCUGCUAGAAGCUGUGAACUAUGUGGAAUAAACAUCCCAAUAGUUGUUUCCAUGUGCUGGUUUGGAUGGCUGUUCAAAUAUGUCAGAAGUCAGAUGCAACCUUCAUAUGUGGAGUUUCAAUGAGCUAGCUUCAUUUGAAUAAAGCUAUUACAUAGGCAAAGUUGUUCUCUUUCCACUUCAUUUUAGCCAGUAUGAGGUAGCAUUUGCUGCAGUACAAAAUCAUCUGCUUCAGUCUUGCAUUUUUAUUCUACCCCUCCCAUUCCUGAGAGAAUAUGAAAAUGUUAAUAGAAGUAUGAUAAAGUAUUUCAUCCCACAUCCAAUACAAAACAGCUUCCAAACUGGAGCACCACAAUAUGCUGAAGGAGCUCAAUCUAUGGAAAUGAAUAAACAGUUAAUGUUGUGGGCUGAAACCCUUCUUUAGGACUGGAAAGGAAGGGGGAAGAUGCCAGAAUAAAAAGGGUGGGGAGAGGGGCUGGAAGAUAGCUGGAAGGUGAUAGCUGAAGCUAGGUGAGUAGGAAAGUUAAGGGACUGGAGAGGAAGGAAUCUGAUAGGAGUGGACUAUUGGAGGAAGGGUAAUACAGGUGAGAAGAGAUAAGAGUCCAGAGUGGGAAGGGUG